AUGCGUCGCUACACCUCUUCCCUAGCGCCACUACUCACAGCAAGGCACGCCGUUAUUGCAAAACGAGCCGCUUCCAUUGCAUCCACGGCAAACCUGCGAGCUGCUGCAGUACGUUCCCGCGCAGCAAGGCACACCGUUGUUGCAAAACGAUCCAUUGCCAUUACAGGCACGGCAAACUUGAGAACUGCUGCAGUACGUUCCCGCACAGCACGGAACGCCAUUGUUGCAAAACGACCCAUUUCCAUUACAGGCGCGGCAGACCUGCGAACUGCUACAAAACGUGCCCGCGCAGCAGGGGACUCCGUUGUUGCAAAAGGACCCGUUGCCGUUGCAUCCGCGGCACACUUGGGAGGAGCUGCAGUAUGUUCCCGCACAGCAAGGUACGCCAUUGUUGCAAAAGGCACCGUUGCCGUUGCAUCGCUUCUCGACGUCCCUGUUGCUGAGAAGUUCAGGGACGGCUGGGGCUGGGCUGGCGAGGCCGGAGCCGAGGAGGAUAGCUCCGAGAAUGAGCUGGAUCGUGAGCAUUUUCUUGUGUCUUUAUGUGAGUGA
[Torrubiella] hemipterigena is the source of this 549-nucleotide messenger RNA. NCBI's taxonomy places the organism in Eukaryota, Fungi, Ascomycota, Sordariomycetes, Hypocreales, Clavicipitaceae. The record is from the annotation of a GenBank genome assembly.